Molecule: messenger RNA, 3715 nt
Organism: Lobosporangium transversale
Lineage: Eukaryota; Fungi; Mortierellomycota; Mortierellomycetes; Mortierellales; Mortierellaceae
Product: DNA damage-binding protein 1
Exons: 9
Coding region: 66-3623 (1185 amino acids)
Cellular component (GO): nucleus
Molecular function (GO): protein binding; nucleic acid binding
Source: RefSeq, a predicted model, not a curated record
CUAUUCUUGCAUGCAAUUUUCUUUGCAAUUCUAAUCUUUUUCGAGCUUCCAAACAUAUUGUAACAAUGAACAUUGUUUUUACUGCCCGCAAAUCCAGUUCAGUCUUUCAAGCGAUUAAAGGCAAUUUCACGGGGCCAGCUGAUCUAAAUCUUAUUCUUGGUAAGGGGACUCGGAUCGAAGUCUAUCUUAUUGGGCGCGAUGGCCUUAAACUGGUCAAGGGAUUUGGCAUUUAUGGAGAAAUUGCCUGUCUUGAGCCCUUUCGGCCUCCGGGCCAUACUACAGACAUGUUGCUAGUGACGACAACACACUAUGAUAUGCUGACGCUAUCACUGCGGCUCACAUCUGCAGAUGGAUCAGCUGAUGCUUUAGCUAAUAGUGCUUCGCAGUUCAGCAUUAUUUCAGAUACGCUUACAGACCUUCGAGAUCGACAUAAUCGACCCUCGGAUGCAGGCCAGAUACUUAUUAUUGACCCCUCGUCAUUGGUCAUUUGCUGUCAUCUCUACCAAGGAUUGCUAAAAUGUAUCACUGUCAAUCCCAAUGCUCCAAUUCCUACGGGAUCAGGCGGACAAAGUAUGCCGCAGCCUGGUCGAUCUGCACCUUCGCAUAACUCAAGGUCUUCUAGAAUGGGAGAUAAGACGUUUGUAGAGCAGUUCAACCUCCCAAUCGAAGAAGUGACCAUCAUGUCUAUGGUAUUUUUACAUGGCUGUUUGCGGCCUACACUUGUAGUCCUUUACCAGGAUAAGAAAGAAAUCCGACACGUAAAAACAUAUGAGCUUGACAUAAAAUCCAAAGAGAAAUCAGAGACUGGCUGGAGCCAGAGUGGUCUGACUGGAGCACAUACUUGCAUUGCGGUGCCAUCGCCUAUUGGUGGUUUUCUUGUCGUGGGAGAAUACUCCAUCUCUUAUUUCAAUCCUGCGCAGCGCACUUCGCCUCGCUCUAUCACAAUUAAUCCUACUAUUAUGCAAUGCUACAACCGUGUGGAUGAUCAGGGGAACCGCUAUUUGUUAGGGGACAUUAAGGGGCAGCUUUAUAUCUUGGUGCUAGUUUUGGGCGACGUGCCAGGCCCCUCAACGUCCUCGUCUUCCGCACAACCAAUUCAGGCAUUUCAAGUCGAAGAUCUCAAACUUGAAGUACUCGGAACGACCUCGAUUCCCGAGGCAAUCGUAUACCUUGACAAUGAUCAUGCUUUCAUUGGAUCGCAUCUUGGGGAUUCGCAAUUGGUCCUUCUACAUACCGAAGCUGAUCAGAACGGUGAAUACCUAGAAGUGAUGGAGACAUUUACAAACAUUGCGCCAGUCUCUGACUUUGAGGUAGUAGAUUUAGAGGGUCAGGGGCAAGGCCAGAUUGUCGCAUGCUCUGGUGGAUUCAAGGAUGGCUCACUUAGGAUUGUACGAAAUGGAGUCGGGAUAAAUGACCGUGCUGUGCUAGAGCUCCCUGGCAUAAAAGGCCUUUGGUCACUGAAACAGACUCUUGAUUCGGCAACAGAGGAUACAUUGGUUAUGAGUUUCUUGAAUUCAACGCGUGUCGUUCGCGUGACAUCAGAUGCAGAAAUGGUUCAGGAAGAGAUAGAAGGGCUCUUGAACGACUCACAAACCUUGUUAAGUGGCAACGUCCAGGCCAACUUGAUCCUACAAGUGACGCCACGGUCAGUUCGCUUAAUUGCGCCUCCUCAACAUAUUCAAGCAGGGUUAAUCGCUGAGUGGAAGCCUCCGAGUGGUCAGCUCAUUUCUGUAGCAUCCAUGAAUCCAAUGCAAUGUGUGGUGGCUGUUGCCGGUCAGACACUUGUGUAUUUGGAUAUUGGCUCUGAAGAGAUUCGUGAAGUUGGGCGCACCACAUUCGAAAACGAGAUUGCUUGUAUUGAUAUUACUCCAAUCGAUGUUGGUAAAAACAACGCAUCGCAAGUAUGUGCUGUCGGGCUGUGGACGAAUGUCCAGGUUCUCUUGGUUCGUCUGCCUACAAUGGAGACCCUUGCCAGCCAUAGCCUACAGGGCGAUAUCUUACCCCGAUCCCUAUUAUUAUCUAGAUUUGAAGGUGUUCCAUAUCUGUUGGUAGGUCUCGGCGAUGGUCAACUGCUGACGUUCAUGCUCGAUGCGACGUUGGCGACAUUCCCCACUCCAAAGCGCAUUUCGCUUGGAACACAGCCCAUCAUGCUCCGCCAGAUCUCAUCAAGCAAUGAAGGAGGACCUGGCGAAUCUGAAACUAAAACCAAUCAUGUUUUUGCCUGUAGCGACCGUCCUACUGUGAUUUACAGCUCAAAUCGCAAGCUUCUGCUCUCGAAUGUGAAUCUAAAGCAAGUAGCCACAGUUGCGUCAUUCAAUUGUGAAGCUUUCCCUAAUGCCUUGGCAAUCGUUGGCUCGGAUGAGGAAGGUGUUCUCAGGAUCGGAAGUAUCGAUGAAUUCCAGGAACUCCAUGUACAAACAUUCCCAAUCCACGAGAGUCCUCGUAGAAUCGCCCAUCUGGCAUCAAAAAAAUGCUUCGGUGUGCUGACCAUUAAAGUUGUGAGCGAGGAGCCGGAAGCAAUGGGUAGCACCAAGAUGGUGAGCUGUGAUGAGGUAGAAGUUGGGUUUGUGCGGCUUUAUGAUGACCAAACUUUUGAACUCCUCCAUACCUAUGAACUUCAGAAGGAAGAGGCGCCACAAUGUAUUUCAGCUGUGACAUUUGCAGGCGAUACAGCCAGCUAUAUUGCAGUUGGAACUGCAGACUCUGUAUCCGAAGGUAUUCCUACUAAGGGUCGUAUCUUGAUCUUGGAAGUCACUGAAUCUAAUCAGCUGAAAUUGAUUACAGAGCUGGAAGUCAAGGGUGGCGUUAUGUCGAUCAAAGGGUUCCAGGGCAAGCUGCUUUGCGGUGUAAACGAGCAGCUUCGUCUUUAUUCUUGGACACCCUCUGAUAAACUGACUUCGACAGCAGAAUCCAACUUGGCAUUGGAAUGUUCUCGUCGCGGGUUCAUUUUGAUUCUCUCUCUGGCGAUUCAUGGUGAAUUCAUUGUGGCUAUGGAUUUGAUCCGGAGUAUGACGCUCCUUCGAUACACGGAAAAAAAGAUUGAAGAGAUUGCAAGAGAUGCCUGUAUGGAUAUGUUGACAUCCUUGGAGGCCAUUGACGACGAGACUUUCAUCGCGGCUGAUAAUGCCUCGAGUAUAUUUACACUGGUCAAGAACACAGAAACGACGAGUGAAGAUGAAGCUAAGCGGCUACAGUGGUCAGGAGGAUGGCACUUAGGCGACCAAAUCAAUAGGUUCAAACACGGAUCAUUGGUCAUGACUAGCCAGGAGGGUGAUGCACCAGCAGUUCCUAAGCUUUUAUUUGCGACUGUUAGUGGUGCGAUCGGUGUUGUGGCAUCACUUACACCAGAGAAGUAUGAACUACUUCAUCAAUUGGAGAUCAAUAUGGCUAGAGUUAUUAAAGGCGUUGGCGGUCUCGAUCAUGCUGCCUGGAGGCAAUUUCGAAGCGAUACGAGGACUUUACCAUCUACAAACUUCGUAGAUGGCGACUUGAUCGAAUUAUUUCUAGAUUUGAGUCAAGAUGAGAUCAAUGACGUCCUUACAGGAACAGAGGCGAGUGGACCAGUUAAUGCCUCUGUGGAAGAGGUCACCAAGCUUGUCGAAGAGCUCUCGCGCCUUCAUUAAUCAGUAGCAGCCUCAUCAGUAUAGAAAGUUUGUCCCAUUGUCAACUAUUGAUGAAUAUAAUAUACAAGAACGAAUGAAGCAAUAAAAUGGAC